CGGUCCCAUUCUCCCUCCAUCCGCGCCUGUCAGUCACUCCGUUCAAAACCUCACAUACCGUCACUUCCACGGCACCGAACGCACGUCUCUACUCUACCAAAAACGCCGUACACGACCAGCAGCUCCAAACAACCCUUCGCGCGCGCUCCCACCGCCCAGCCAUGGCCACCGUAAAGAUGGAGCUGGACGACACGCCCGCAAUCAAAGCGGAGCCAGGGCUCGGGUCGCCGGGCGGCUACGUCGACGUCGACGACGACGUCUUCGAGGACACGGGCGAGCUGAGCAUCCCCGCCGAUUUUGGCGCGCAGAACGUGUGGUUGUCGCGCGUGCCGAUUUGGCUGUGGGAGGCGCUGGUGAGCGCGGAGGAUGACGAGGAGCUCGAGAUUGGGAAGCUGAUGCGGUGGGAGGAGGGCGGGGAGCAGAAGUCGAAACUCAUAUUAAGGCAUGACCUGCCGAGGUUCAUGGAUGUCCCGAAGGAAUACCAGGUCAACGCCGUUAAUGAUAAUCCCAUUAAUACGUUUAUAUUUUCUGAGAAGGACUUGGAGGGCUAUAACCCGAAUGCGUAUAAGCGGCCCGGCCAGCAGCGACCAGGACCCUACAACGACCGGAUCCGCGACGGACGCAUCGAAAGGUUCCGACGAGGCAAAAAGCCGAUCCCCAAAAACACCGCACUGGCCGCACGGUCAGCGCUAGACAUCUCGUGCGUGCCGGUCGAAAACGAAGAGCUAUUCGCGUUCCGGGCACGCGAAACCGCAAAGACGCAAAAAAUGAGCAAACGGCUCGUGCUCGAGCAAGACCUCCGCAAAUUCACCAAACUCAUCGGCGGCAUCACGUCCAGCACGAACGUGAUCAAGACCUCCAUAGGCACCAAGCCCAAGGCCAAGGCGCAGGAGAAUAAGUACGCCCGCAUCCCGCAGAACGAACUUCUGGAUAUGCUGCUCCAGCACUUUAAGGAGUACCGGUACUGGCCCAUCAAGUCGCUUAAGGAGAAGACGCAGCAGCCCGAGUCGUAUUUGCGGGAGACGCUGGCCAAGAUCGCGACGCUUGUUCGGACGGGCCAGUACGCCAAUACUUGGAUGCUGAAUCCGGAGGCCGAGGUCGCGAAUUACGCUGAUGUGGAGAUGGCCGCUGUCAAGGAGAUGGCGCCGGAGCCGGAGUUUGCAGAGGACGAAGAGGACGAGGACGAGGGCGACGACGAGAUGGUCGAUGUGGUUUGAGGCGGCUAGGGGCUGUUGAUACCGAGUCUGUGUCUGCCUGCCUGCCUGCCUGUCGGAGUGCAAAGCGUCGUGGCGCGGCGUUGCAGGCCGGAAACGCCUGGUACUUUGACGACGAUGACGACAACACAACCCUGUCCGCAAGCAGGACUCGCCCCAUCAUCCAGCACCACAAGCGAAGAAGGAACAACCUCACUCUCAACGCGCACCAAGGGUUCGCCGCAUCCCAAACCACA
This is a messenger RNA of Aplosporella prunicola CBS 121167, 1450 nucleotides long. RefSeq lists its product as uncharacterized. The record is from RefSeq and is a predicted model, not a curated record. Bases 162 to 1217 code for a protein of 351 amino acids. Gene Ontology annotation, cellular component: transcription factor TFIIF complex. The transcript has 2 exons. Lineage: Eukaryota; Fungi; Ascomycota; Dothideomycetes; Botryosphaeriales; Aplosporellaceae. Gene Ontology annotation, biological process: transcription by RNA polymerase II; transcription initiation at RNA polymerase II promoter.